Messenger RNA from Aspergillus candidus, 1938 nucleotides. It is a transcript of the gene sakA, whose product is annotated as mitogen-activated protein kinase HOG1. The transcript is spliced from 9 exons. Lineage: Eukaryota; Fungi; Ascomycota; Eurotiomycetes; Eurotiales; Aspergillaceae. Gene Ontology annotation, cellular component: cytoplasm; nucleus. Gene Ontology annotation, biological process: stress-activated MAPK cascade; protein phosphorylation; osmosensory signaling pathway. Gene Ontology annotation, molecular function: MAP kinase activity; ATP binding. Bases 479 to 1573 code for a protein of 364 amino acids. The record is from RefSeq and is a predicted model, not a curated record.
CCCAGAUCCUGCUUCUCUGGUCGCGGACGUCAUCGCUCCUUUUGGUCUUUGGCAAAGGCUCCAACUAAGCGGGCUAAAGUCCAGUUUCCCCACAUGCCUACGACCCUGCUACCCAGGUUUGCCGCCACCACCUAGUCGGUCACUCUAACUGACGGCUUUUGCUUCCUCUUUGCUUUCUGAUUUACCCCCCCCCCAUUAUUAUUAUUCGCCCCUCAGCUGUCCCUCCGAUUUUCAAUAUCAUCCAACUAUCGACUCUCGGCUUCAUCUUUCCCAAUCUCCAUCCAUUCCUUAUCCACAAACCCCCCCCUCUCCUUCCACCUCCACUUCCCCCUUCUUUUUCCCCUCGUUUUCUCCCCUUCUUCUUGAAAAAAGGAAAAAGGAUAGAAAAGGAUAAAAAAAAUUUUGAAUACAGGAGGGAGAAAUCAGCAACAACGUUGAAGGAUUCGUCUCGAAUAUUGUCGUUCAUCCUUGAUCCAAUAUGGCGGAAUUCGUGCGUGCCCAGAUCUUUGGAACCACCUUCGAGAUCACCAGCAGGUAUACAGAUCUGCAGCCGGUGGGAAUGGGUGCCUUUGGUCUCGUAUGCUCCGCAAGAGACCAAUUGACCGGUCAGCCCGUCGCCGUGAAGAAGAUCAUGAAACCGUUCAGCACCCCGGUCCUAUCCAAGAGAACCUACCGCGAACUGAAACUGCUGAAACACCUGCGACAUGAAAACAUCAUCAGCUUGAGCGAUAUCUUUAUUUCUCCCCUGGAAGACAUAUACUUUGUCACAGAACUUUUGGGAACCGACCUCCAUAGACUCCUUACCUCCCGACCGUUGGAAAAGCAGUUCAUCCAGUACUUCCUAUACCAGAUCCUUCGUGGCCUGAAAUACGUCCACUCGGCAGGUGUCGUCCAUCGAGACCUGAAGCCCAGCAACAUCCUUAUCAAUGAAAACUGUGACCUUAAGAUCUGCGAUUUUGGUCUCGCCCGUAUCCAAGAUCCCCAGAUGACCGGCUACGUUUCGACACGAUACUACCGCGCCCCGGAGAUCAUGCUUACAUGGCAGAAGUACGACGUGGAAGUGGACAUCUGGAGCGCAGCCUGCAUUUUCGCGGAGAUGGUUGAGGGAAAGCCCCUCUUCCCCGGCAAGGACCAUGUCAAUCAGUUUUCGAUCAUUACAGAGCUCCUCGGAACUCCGCCGGACGAUGUGAUCCAGACCAUUUGCAGCGAGAAUACUUUGCGAUUCGUCAAAUCGUUACCCAAGCGGGAACGUCAACCUCUGGCGAACAAGUUUAAGAAUGCUGAUCCCGACGCCGUGGACCUCCUCGAGAAAAUGCUCGUCUUCGAUCCCAAGAAGAGAAUCUCCGCUACCGAGGCGCUCGCACACGAAUACCUUGCCCCCUACCACGACCCCACCGAUGAACCGGAGGCUGAAGAGAAGUUCGACUGGUCUUUCAACGACGCCGAUUUGCCCGUGGAUACCUGGAAGAUCAUGAUGUACUCGGAAAUCCUGGAUUUCCACAAUAUUGACCAAGGCCCCGAUGCCGGUCAAGUCUUUGGACCCGUCGGAGACGGACAGCAGGGGUUUGCAUGAGAGGUUUCGAUUAUUGAUCCCAUGAUGAGGAAGUUUUCAACCUUUCCUUUUACUCCCCAUAUGACAAAUGAUCCAGCAGGCACGGGUGGUCUGCUUAUUGUCAUUCCACCUGUCCAGGCCUGCCCCGGUUUAUCACCAUGCUUCUGUGAUAAUUUUGUCGGUCACCAUUUUUUUCAGGGCGGAAGAAAGUAAUGUGUAAGUGGAGGUUUUAACCAUUCAUGCUAUUGUUACUUAGUUAGAGUUGGAUGACCUGGGAGUUGAACGCGUCUGUAACACGAUCAAACCACCUUGACAUCUUCUGUUGAUCAUCUAUAUUAUAUACAAGCACAUGUGAUAUCUGCCGUAUGGAUCAUGGAUUCGUUGCG